UGCAGGACCGGGUGGGCUGGGCGGGCCUGGGACCGGCCUGGUCCGUCACCCCGGAAAUGGUUUCAGGGUGGCAGAUCACCAGAAUUGUUUACAGGGAAUGUGUCUGAGAUGAACAAAAAUCCUUUUGCAUUCGCAGGGAGAAGUCACUUAAUGUUCCUGAGCUGCAAAAUGGCCUGGUUUUGUCAGGCAUCCUUCCUUGUGUGACCAGAUCCUUGCCCUUGUUUGUCUGCCGGUCAUGUUCUUGCUUGCGUUGGCUCGGAAGCGCCGUUAGUCCGCCGCCUGCCGCGAUGGAAGAUUUUUCUCCUCUUUCAUUAACCGAUAUCUGCUUAGACUAUUUGAGGGUGAAUUUAAGUAAGUUUUGUUGGGAAAGGACAGAUGGCUCAUUCUGUCUUAAGGAAGCUGUGGUGUUUCCACAAGAACUGGCCGAUCGUUUACUGCAAAAAAUGUCCCUGAAUGGUGUGCUGAAUGAAAAGACAGUGGGAAUUUUCCGCAGGAAUGAUCUACUGCGCCUGAAGCGAGCUUGUAUUCGAAAUGCUAAACUGUCAGCAGUAGCAUUCAGGAAAGCAUUCUGCCACCACAAGCUUAUUGAACUGGAUGCUUCUGGUGUAAAUGCAGAUAUCACAAUAACAGACAUUGUAAAUGCACUCGUGACAAACAAAUGGAAUCAACAGUACUUGCAGUGCCUUGUGUUGAAUUCAUUAACGCUGUCUCUUGAAGACCCUUAUGAGCGAUGUUUCAGCCAGCUGACUGGCCUGCGUGUUUUAAGUGUUACCAACGUUCUCUUCUACAAUGAUGAUCUUAGAGAUGUUACUUCACUUCCAAAAUUGGAAAGUUUAGAUAUUUCAAACACUUCUGUUACUGACAUCACACCACUUCUGACCUGUAAAGACAGGCUUAAAUCUUUGACCAUGCACCACCUCAAAUGCCUGAAAAUGACAACUACUCAAAUUUUAGAAAUCAUUAAGGAACUAAAGCUCCUGCAACACUUGGACAUCUCUGAUGAUAAGCAAUUUACCUCUGAUAUUGCACUUCGUUUACUAGGACAGUGUGGCAUACUACCUAAUCUUCGAUCGCUGGAUAUUUCGGGCAGGAAGCACAUCACAGAUAAAGCUGUUCAGGCGUUUGUUCAGCACCGGCCUACAAUGCAGUUUAUGGGAUUGCUAGCUACCGAUGCUGGCUACUCUGAGUUCCUCUCUGGAGAAGGAAGCUUAAAGGUUUCAGGUGAAGCAAAUGAAGUGCAGAUCUCUGAAGCUUUACGUCGAUACAGCGAAAGAGCAUUUUUUGUAAGAGAAGCAUUAUUCCACCUUUUUAGUCUCACACACAGUAUGGAAAAGCCACUGCCUGAGCUACUCAAGCUUGUGGUCACUGGAAUGAAGAACCAUUCUACAAAUCUACCAGUGCAGCUAGCAGCAAGUGCUUGUGUGUUCAAUUUGACAAAACAGGACUUGGCUGCUGGCAUGCCUGUACGACUUCUGACGGAGGUAACACGUCUCUUGCUGAAAGCCAUGGAACAUUUUCCAAACCAUCAACAGCUUCAGAAGAAUUGCCUGUUGUCUCUUUGCAGUGAUCGUAUCCUACAGGACGUCCCAUUUAACAGGUUUGAGGCAGCAAAAUUGGUAAUGCAAUGGCUUUGUAACCAUGAAGAUCAGAACAUGCAGAGAAUGGCAGUGGCCAUCAUAUCUAUUUUAGCAGCAAAGCUUUCAACAGAACAGACUGCCCAACUUGGUACCGAGCUCUUCAUUGUCAAGAAAUUGCUGCAUAUAGUAGAGCAGAAGACAAGUCAGUCGUUGGUGGACACCACGUUAAAGUUUACACUUAGCGCACUUUGGAACCUGACAGAUGAAUCUCCAACCACCUGCAAGCACUUUAUAGAAAAUCAGGGUUUAGAAUUAUUCAUGAAAGUACUUGAGUCCUUUCCAUGUGAGCCAUCCAUCCAGCAGAAGGUUCUUGGUUUGUUGAACAACAUAGCGGAAGUAAAAGAACUCCAUCCUCAUCUAAUGAAGAAGAGCUUCAUUGAGCACAUUAGUGUUUUAUUACAUAACAAAGAAGUGGAAGUUAGUUACUUCGCUGCAGGAAUAAUUGCUCAUUUGAUAUCCCGGGGGCUACAUAUUUGGACACUGGAUCUUGACCUCCGGGCUUCUCUUCUGGAACAAUUGCAUUCAGUUAUUUUAAAUUGGCCAACACCAGAUUGUGAAAUGGUAGCUUAUAGGUCAUUCAGUCCAUUUUUCCCAUUGUUAGAGUGUUCUGACACACCAGGAGUACAGAUUUGGGCUGUCUGGGCAAUGCAACAUGUCUGCAGUAAAAAUGCUCCUAGAUACUGCAGCAUGCUCAUUGAAGAAGGUGGAAUGCAACAGCUGUACAAUAUCAAGAACCAUCCACAGAUUUCACCAGACGUUUUGCAGAUUGUUAUUAGCAUUAUUGAAAGUUUAGAGACAUACAUUAUGCGCCAUGGAAAUGUCUCUUUCUGCCACAAAAAGCCACAAAUUAAGCAGUGUGAUCUAAAGAAUAACCAGGAUUAAUUGUAUUGAGAGAAUGUACCAGUAAUUUAAAAAGAAAACACUCAUUUUAUAAAUUAGGCUCCUUUCAAAAUGUUCAAGAUUGCUCAUAAUGUAGCUUUGAUUUCCCAUUGGGAAGGGAAAGGAGAUCAGAUCUCAGAUCAAAUACUACACUAGCCCAGUAUAGCCAAGUAGCAGAAGAAAUGUGAAACUCUGACCUAUUUCUGUAUGACUCGAAAAACUAUACUGUUCCUGAAGAAUUUUAAAAAUCAUUACCUGUGUGGCAGAAUUUAUUGUCUUGAGUUGUAUUGUACAACACAAAAGAUUAGCCCUUUAAUCCAUUGUGGGUUUUUUUGGUACAACUAUCCAGUGAUCUCACUUUCCUUGCAUUUCCCUUUACAACUCUUGAAGUGAAUGCUGGUUAAGAUGGUGCUCCCUUUAUUUGUUGCUCUUAGCUGCACACCUUUGCUAUGUAUUUCCACAACCACCUUCAACCCUUUAACCUCUGCUCAGUUGUAGUUUUCUUUUUAUAUUAUUAAAAGCUUGUCUGUAGUUUCCACUUAAAAAUCAAUGUCAUUUUCUAUAACUUUAUUAUCCUUUCUAUAAUGGACUAAAUCAGCACAUUAAAUCAUUUAAGCAUGAUUUUAUUCAGACCUGCAAAAAAAUACAGUAUCCUUAUUUAUAAAUUCUUAUUCCCCAAAACAUUUUAACAGCAUUGUAGCCUUCAUGCCUGGUCUAAUUCAACAAGGGGAACCAAGUUUUUAAGGUUGGGGUUUUCCUGGAAUCAGCAGUUAGGAUUUUUGCUUAAAACCUUCGAGUUACUUUAAAGGAAAGUUCACUUUUCACUAUGAUUGAAAUAUUGCAUGUGGAGUUCUUGGAUUUACCAUGUGUUUUAGUAUCAAGGGAUGUUUGCUUAUUAUUCCUAACGUAGAAGGAACAGAUGAUAAGUUUAAACUACUUUGGGUCCUACAGAUGCAGAUUAUGUGCUUGUGGUGCUGUGGCUGUUGUGUUGGAUAUGUAAUAUUGCAGCAUGAUUUGAUUUCAGUUCGACUCAGACCACUUCAAAAGGAUAAUACUUUGGAACCUACUGCCAACUGCAAUUUGGGAUGAAAUUUUAGGGGCAGAGUUAAUCCGAUGUUCAUUUAAUCUGGUAAUGAAAAUGCUUGCAAAUUCAGUUUGUGGUGAUUGUUUUUCUCACGCCUUUGAUUUCAGAAUACAGCCUUGAAAUAAAUUUCUCUCGUACUUCUCAAACCCAAUAUUGUAAAAAUAUUAGGAAUUAAUGAAAUACUGAAACCAUGCAUGGGAUUGUUGAAAGUCCCAAAAUAUCUCAGUAAGACAAAUGGACAAUGAUUAAUAUUCAACAUGACUUUUGAAUUACUGAAUGGAAUUACCAUAAUUGCAAUGGUGUUUGCUGUUAAAUAUUUCUACAAGUUAUCUAGAUGCAGUUGACGUUGACCACAGUGGAAUGUUGGUUUUUGGUGCUGUCUUUGCAAAUGUUCAUUCUGCAAGCAGCAGCUUUUAUUUGAGUAAAUGUUGCUGAUGAAAUGUUUACUUAAUCUGGAUGUCACUCAUAUGCCAACCUUUUUUUUAAAAGAAAGAAUGGAAAUGUUGAACUGUAUUGAGCUUAUUUUUUGAUCUUUGUCCCAACACCUUUUGUUCCCUUUUUAAAACAAUUUUGUACAACAUGUUACCUCCCUCAAAGAAAAAUGCUUUUGGAAAAACCUGAAUUGGCUUUGUAUUACUGUAUUUUGUUUUUUCAUAUUGCUUGCAUAUGUUUAUGAUAUUACUGGUUUUAUGAUUUUUUUUCUGCUCUGACUCUUCCCUUCAAUACCUCAUUUUUUAAAAAAAAUGCAUUCUAUUAAAAAUAUUUGAUUUAGCAUUGCUA
Hypanus sabinus (Atlantic stingray) is the source of this 4380-nucleotide messenger RNA. It is a transcript of the gene zyg11, whose product is annotated as zyg-11 family member, cell cycle regulator. The transcript is spliced from 15 exons. The record is from RefSeq and is a predicted model, not a curated record. Gene Ontology annotation, molecular function: protein binding. Lineage: Eukaryota; Metazoa; Chordata; Chondrichthyes; Myliobatiformes; Dasyatidae. Gene Ontology annotation, cellular component: Cul2-RING ubiquitin ligase complex. The coding region runs from base 288 to 2519 and encodes 743 amino acids.